Molecule: messenger RNA, 1894 nt
Organism: Cuscuta epithymum
Lineage: Eukaryota; Viridiplantae; Streptophyta; Magnoliopsida; Solanales; Convolvulaceae
Source: the annotation of a GenBank genome assembly
GGGAAGCCACCAACCCCUCUCUCCUUCCUUAUCAUCAUAAAUCCCUCCUCCCAUGUGCUCUGUCGGGUCGGGGCGUGGGGGGCGCUUGGGGUUGGCGAUUCAACCUUUAGGAACUAUAAAUCCCUCCUCCAAUUUGAAGCUUUCGUUCUUCCAACAACAGCAGUUGCUGAAAAUGGAUCCCAUAAGAAAUCAUCUAUCCCAAGAAGGAACCCAAGAAGCAGAAGAGCAGCAGAUCCAGUCUGCAGUAGCAGCCAUUGCUUCACCUCCUCCUUCUCUUCCCAUUGCAUCAAUCUCCCUAUCUCUGUCCACAAUCCUUCCUACCCACUUCCUAAACCCGCCCAAAUUCUUCGUCCAACCCGGCAAUAUCAAAAUCCCAACCCAAAUCUCUUCUCUCUCCCGCCUCACCCUCACCGCCCCUCUCUCGCCCGCAAAGCCACUCUUGAAAUCCACCGUUUCCGCAAACCCACUACAGAGCCCUCUCUCCUUGAACCCUCUCCGCCCUUCCGAGCCAUCCGGUGGCGCCGCCGCUCGCCGGUCAACCAUCGUUUGGUUCCGGAACGAUCUCCGGGUGCACGACAACGAGUGCCUCAACUCCGCCAACAAUGAAUCCAUGUCGGUUUUGCCAGUUUACUGUUUUGACCCAAGAGAUUACGGGAAGUCAUCAUCUGGGUUCGACAAGACUGGUCCAUACAGGGCCUCGUUCGUGAUUGAGUCAGUUUCGGACCUCCGGAAGAACCUUCAGGCUCGAGGGUCUAAUCUUGUGGUCAGAGUUGGGAAGCCAGAGACCGUUCUGGUCGAGCUGGCUAAGGCAGUCGGGGCAGAUGCUGUGUAUGCUCACCGGGAGAUUUCACACGAUGAGGUCAAGGCUGAGGAAAAGAUUGAGAGUUUGAUGAAGGAUGAGGGGAUUGAUGUGAAGUUCUUUUGGGGAAGCACAUUAUAUCAUGUUGAUGAUUUGCCAUUUAAGCUGGAGGAAAUGCCAACAAAUUAUGGCGGAUUUAAGGAAAAAGUCAAGAGCUUGGAGGUUAGGAAUACCAUUGAAGCACUGGAUCAGUUGAGGGGAAUGCCAAGUAGAGGGGAUGUUGAGACUGGUGAAAUUCCUACUCUUUCUGAUUUGGGUCUCAAUCCUAGUGCUACUUUGAACCAGAAUGGAAAGCCUUCUGCUAAUGCUUCCCUUUCUGGAGGGGAAACUGAAGCAUUUCAGAGACUUAAGAAAUUUUGUGCUGAAUGCGAAGCUCAACCACCCCCACACGAAGGGAACAACCAUGAUAGUAUAUACGGUGCAAACUUCUCCUGCAAAAUAUCUCCUUGGCUUGCAAUGGGAUGCCUCUCCCCCCGCUCCAUGUUUGAUGAAUUAAAGAAGUCCACAUCAAGCAGAAAACUUUCUGUUGCAUCUAACAUGAAAGAUGGCGGUAAUGGCGGCACUGGCGUAAACUGGUUGAUGUAUGAGCUGAUGUGGAGAGAUUUCUUCAGGUUCAUUACCAAGAAAUACAGCUCUGCCAGACAAAACAGUACUGCUCCGGCCACCGUAUGUACAGGAGCUGCAGUAUCUUGAAGUGGAUAUAUUAUGAUUUGAUGAAUGUGGUUUGAAAUUAAUGGAAUCUUUAGCCUAAGAUGAACGCUGCGUUCGCAAGAAAAUAAUAACUCUUGAUUAUAAUUGCUCUUCGUAUGUAUGAGUAGCUGCUUUUGUUUUCUCCAAUUUGUGGUUUCUUUGGCUAUAGUGGUGUAUUUUGUAAACUUUAUGAACAGUCAUUGAGGAGCUUCUCCAAUCUCCCUGCUAUAGCUGGACAAUUGCAGAAUUUGAGGGUAUAUGAAAUGAAGUUAAAUUUCUUUGUUUUGACUUUUGGGUAAAAUGAAGUUAUUUUAGUUUUACGCAAUGAGCGCUUUUGUAGCUGAC